Oryza brachyantha (malo sina) is the source of this 2595-nucleotide messenger RNA. RefSeq names its product oligopeptide transporter 1-like. The transcript has 6 exons. NCBI's taxonomy places the organism in Eukaryota, Viridiplantae, Streptophyta, Magnoliopsida, Poales, Poaceae. The record is from RefSeq and is a predicted model, not a curated record. The coding region runs from base 194 to 2425 and encodes 743 amino acids. Gene Ontology annotation, molecular function: oligopeptide transmembrane transporter activity. Gene Ontology annotation, biological process: transmembrane transport.
AGAUUCUCUCUCGAAGAGGCAUGAGGCCCCUAUUUUAGGGAGUUGCUCGGGAGAAAACUAGUCAGAAAGAUGACAAGAGGGAGGGAGACGGAAUAGGUCGAGCAUAGAGAAGAGAAGAGAAGAGAAGACGGCGAUAUCUUCUUUUUCCCCGCCGGAACCAGCCCAAGUCCGACGUACGAUCGAGCAGAUUCCGAUGGCCACGGCAGGCGAGGGCAAAGAGGAGGAGGAGGAGGUGAACGACCACCCGAUCGAGGAGGUCCGGAACACGGUGCCGGUGAGGGACGACCCGUCGGAGCCGUGCCUGACGUUCCGGACGUGGGUGCUGGGCCUCUCGUCGUGCGUGCUCCUCGCCUUCGUCAACGAGUUCUUCAUGUACCGGACCACCCAGCUGAGCAUCGGCACGGUGGUGGUCCAGAUCGCCACGCUGCCCAUCGGCCGCCUCAUGGCGUCCGUGCUCCCCACGAGGCGCUUCCGCGUCCCCGGCGGCUGGUCAUUCUCCCUCAACCCGGGGCCCUUCAGCCUCAAGGAGCACUGCCUCAUCACCAUCUUCGCCGGCGCCGGCGCCAGCGGCGUCUAUGCCAUGAACAUCAUCGCCAUCGUCAAGGUGUUCUACAAGCGCCAGAUCAACCCCUACGCCGCCAUGCUGCUGGCCCAGACUACCCAGUUGCUUGGGUAUGGAUGGGCUGGAUUGUUCAGGAAGUACCUCGUUGAUUCAGCCUACAUGUGGUGGCCUUCAAACCUCGUCCAAGUCACCCUCUUCAGGGCGAUGCACGAGGAGGAGAAGAGGGCCAAGGGGCAGCUGACGCGGCUGCAAUUCUUCAUCAUAGUGAUGACGUGCAGCUUCGCCUACUACAUCGUCCCCAGCUACCUGUUCCCGGCGAUCAGCACCAUCUCGGUGGUGUGCUGGAUGUACAGGGACUCGGUGACGGCGCAGCAGAUCGGCUCCGGCGCCAGCGGCCUCGGCCUCGGCUCCUUCGGCCUCGACUGGAACACGGUGGCCGGGUUCCUCGGUAACCCGCUGGCGUCGCCGGCGUUCGCCAUCUUCAACAUCAUGGCCGGCUUCGCGCUCUCCACCUACGUCGCGCUGCCGCUCCUCUACUGGACCGACACCUACAACGCCAAGCGCUUCCCGCUCGUCUCGUCGCACGUCUUCGACGCCGCCGGUGGCCGCUACGACACCGCCCGCAUCCUGGACCCGGACACCUUCACGCUCAACCUCAAGGAGUACAACUCCUACAGCCGCAUCAACCUCAGCGUCCUCUUCGCCAUCAACUACGGCAUCGGCUUCGCCGGCCUCAUGUGCACGCUCUCUCACGUCUUGCUCUACCAUGGCAGGGACAUUUGGGGUUUGUGGCGGAAGACCGCGGCGGAGCAGGCGAGCGGCGGGAGCAAGGAGCAAGACGUGCACACGAGAAUCAUGAAGAGGAACUAUAAGGCCGUGCCACAGUGGUGGUUUCACUUGAUGCUGGUCAUUGUGAUGGCAUUGUCGCUGUACACCUGUGAAGGGUUUGGCCGGCAGCUCCAGCUGCCGUACUGGGGUCUGCUCCUUGCCUGUGGCAUCGCCUUCACCUUCACCUUGCCCAUCGGCGUCAUCUCGGCUACAACUAACAUGCAACCAGGGUUGAACAUCAUCACGGAGCUCAUCAUCGGGUACCUGUACCCCGGGAAGCCACUGGCGAACGUGGUGUUCAAGACAUACGGCUACAUCAGCAUGGCGCAGGCGCUGACGUUCGUGGCGGACUUCAAGCUGGGGCACUACAUGAAGAUACCGCCGAGGUCCAUGUUCGUGGUGCAGCUGGCGGGGACGGUGGUGGCGUCGACGGUGCACUUCGGGACGGCCUGGUGGCUGCUGACGACGGUCAGGAACAUCUGCGACAUGGACAGCCUGCCGGCGGGGAGCCCGUGGACGUGCCCCGGCGACGACGUCUUCUACAACGCCUCCAUCAUCUGGGGGGUCGUCGGCCCGCUCCGGAUGUUCGGACGCCUCGGCAACUACUGGCAGAUGAACUACUUCUUCCUCGUCGGCCUCCUCGCCCCGGUUCCCGUCUGGCUGCUGUCUCGCCGGUACCCGCGCAGCGCCGUGCUCCGCAACGUCAACAUGCCGCUCAUCUUCGCCGGCGCCAGCGGGCUGCUCCCGGCGAGGUCCGUCAACUUCAUCAUGUGGGGGCUAGUGGGGUUCGUGUUCAACCACGUCGUCUACCGCCGGUGCAAGGCGUGGUGGAUGCGGCACAACUACGUGCUCGCCGCGGGGCUCGACGCCGGCGUCGCCUUCAUGGGCGUGCUCACCUUCGUUUCGCUGGGCUACUUCGACGUAUACGGGGUGCAGUGGUGGGGUGUUGACGCUGACGAUCACUGCCCCUUGGCGUCAUGCCCCACAGCACCUGGGGUGGUUGCCAAGGGAUGCCCGGUUGUACCUUCAUUCUGAGGACAACAGUAUGCAUGCCUGAUGGCCACAUGGAUAUAUCAUUAUGGUUAUUCAAUGUAUAUAUUUUGCUUCAUAUUAUACCGUAGUGUAGAAGUGAAGUUUAAUUAGCACCAUGUAAACUAGGAACUUAUAAGUAGGGAGAGCAAAAUCUAGCUUCUUUUCCCUUGGUA